AACUUGGUCUUCUUCAGUUCAGCCCCUUUUUCCACCUCCAUCCACUCUUUUUCCCAAUUGAAUUCAUUAGGACUCCUCAUUCAAUUUUGAAGAGUGUUGGUGUGUGAGAAUCAACACUACUUCUCUUCAGCUGGUUGCUGGUUUCUGUGCUUUUGAUUGAGGAUGCUGAUAUUAUCAUGCUUAGUUUCUAGUUGAAAGAAGAUUACUGUGAAAAAGUGUUCCUGUCAUCAAGGCAGUAGUUUGAUAGAGGAAGAAGUUAGAAGAUGGAAAAUACACAAUGUUGGGUUCGAAAAAGGGGUCAAAGGAAAAAUGAUUCAUUAUCCGAAGCAUCUAAGUUAAAAAAGUUAGCUAAAAGGGGAAUUUCUCACCAAUGUUUGUAAACAUUAUCCAAUCACAAAAUAGUAAUGUUUUCCCAGAGCAUUUGUUCUUCCUACUUGUUCAUGGACACUACAAGAUUCCAAAGCUUAUGGCAAGUGCAGAUGAGAUGUAUCUUCGUUGCUGCCUCGAAUCUGUACACAAUAGUGCAUUGAAAGCUUCCCAACACAACAAACCUGUGAGCUUGAAUACAGUUAAAUUUGUUGGUGAAGCAGAAUGUGAUUCUGGUCAGUUAGUCUUGGGACAUUCUGUAGCUGUAAGUAAUAAUGCUUCUGAUAAUUGGACUCUAGGCACAGUAAUGGGGACUAAGAGUAUGAUAAAUAUAUUGAAUAGUCCUUUGCUUCAGCACUUUGGUGCUUCAGAAGGAAAUGAUAAUUUGAACAGCAUGAACUUCACUGAUGCUAAAAACAUGACAUGCUAUGAUUUUAAGGACUCUCCUAGUUCAUCAUAUAAACUAGAAAUGGAAACACCAAUGGUGCAAAGUCAUGAGUAUGGUUCCAUUUCUGUUCAUAAAAGAACUACUUCCAAGACUAACUCUACUUGUCUGGAUUGGUUGUCUUCUGCUGCUUCUACUGUGUCUCAAGGAAUGCUCCAGUGAACUUGGAAGCAAGGUGUUCCUCAUUUUGUUUUUUCUGCAGAUGAUCAGAAGGAGGUCUAUGUAGCCAAAUUGAGCAAGGUAGACACAACACAUGAUGAGGAUUUGGACUAUGUGUACCUAUUUCACUUGAACAAGGGCUGCGAGAUUCCUGACCGUGAUUUGCAACUUGUUGGUAAGAUGAAUUUAUCAACAUAUUACCGUUACACCCUCUCCCCUCCCCUGACAAUUACAGAGUAAUGGAAACAUUAGUCUAUAUGAUAGUUAUAUAGAAGUGUCCCUAACAUUUGCAAUGGAAAAAUUAGGAUCUAUUUUGGAUUCAGAAUAUACAACAAUAGUGGACAGAGAGAAAUAAAUUUGUAUACCCGGAUGCGCGUUCUUGAAAUACCAAAAUCUUUCUUGAAUA
Molecule: messenger RNA, 1376 nt
Organism: Glycine soja
Lineage: Eukaryota; Viridiplantae; Streptophyta; Magnoliopsida; Fabales; Fabaceae
Exons: 2
Coding region: 371-973 (200 amino acids)
Source: RefSeq, a predicted model, not a curated record